AGGAAGGAAACAAAAGACAGUCAGUCACCUCGUAAACAAACAUGGCCGGCAGAAGCCGUUUUGCAGAGGUCUGCUGUCCCCAGCACCCUGAGUCUCAUCUCAUCGAGGACUACCGUGCUGGAGACCAAAUCUGCUCAGAGUGUGGCCUUGUGGUGGGAGACAGGGUGAUAGAUGUUGGGUCCGAGUGGAGGACCUUCAGCAAUGAGAAGGCGAACAAUGACCCGUCCCGUGUUGGUGGGCCGGAGAACCCACUGCUCAACGGCUCCGACCUCUCCACCAUCAUCGGGCCGGGCUCAGGCGGGGACAGCUUUGGAAAUUCCAAAUACCAAAAUCGUAGAUCAAUGAGCAGUUCAGACCGUGCCCUGAUCAAUGCCUUCCGGGAAAUCAGCAACAUGGCCGACAAGAUCAACCUUCCCAAGACCAUCAUAGACCGUGCCAACGUGCUGUUCAAACAGGUUCAUGAUGGCAAGAACCUGAAGGGCCGCAGCAAUGACGCGAUUGCCUCUGCCUCCCUCUACAUUGCCUGCCGACAAGAGGGUGUCCCCAGAACAUUCAAGGAGAUCUGUGCUGUGAGCAAGAUCAGCAAGAAGGAGAUUGGCCGCUGCUUCAAGCUAAUCCUCAAGGCACUGGAGACGCAGGUGGACCUUAUCACCACCGGUGACUUCAUGUCCCGCUUCUGCUCAAACCUCGGCCUGCCCACCUUUGCCCAGAAGGCUGCCACCCACAUCGCACGCAAGGCUGUUGAUCUGGACAUCGUGCCGGGCAGGUCGCCCAUCUCUGUGGCUGCUGCUGCUAUCUACAUGGCUUCACAGGCAUCUGAUGACAAGAGGACCCAGAAGGACAUUGGAGACAUAGCGGGUGUGGCCGACGUGACCAUCAGGCAGUCCUACAAGCUCAUGUACCCUCAUGCCAAAGAACUGUUCCCGGAGGACUUCAAGUUCUCCACUCCCAUCGAGCUGCUUCCACCCUUAUAGGAGCCCUCACAUUGCAUACAGGAGAUGGUUACCCACUGUAGCCUACACCUCUGCCAGAGAGGAACUAAGUGCACCUUAGACACUCUAAAGGAAGCCUUGAUUUUUCAUGUUCAUAUGACCAAUAUUUUUAAAGCAGUAAUAUUGUGUGUGUGCAGUUUUAUUGGUUUUAAGUGGUGCAUUUUUGUUUAGAUUUUGUAUUCUUUAGCUACUUGCGGCAGUGAGAGUAUCUUGUGUACUUGUUUUAAAGACAAUAAUUAGACCACAUACAUCUUUUGAGCGUGACACCUUGCACGGAGGCCUCCCUUGAGGCGCUCUUCAGCGGGGCUGCUUCACCGUGACACAAAGUGCUUUGAUGUUUGUGGUCCAGAAGGUAGUUGAAGGAGGUGUGCCUGUAACUAUAUUUUUUUAUACAUUUCGUUCUAAGUAUAUAUCCAUGUUCCUCCAUCUCUUCCAUCCACUUGUGGUGGUUAUUUGUACGUGAAAUAUAGGUAAGGUGACAUUAACUGCUAAGAUUGUUUUGUAAACUAUUUGUAAAGGUGAUGCUGCAGAUGCAUGAGGAUAUACAUUAUUUAUGAAACUCAUAGAUGCUUUGCUCUGCUAUGAAUAUUUGUAGCACUCAUGAUAGGAAUCCUAUGAAUAUUUGUAGCACUCAUGGUAGGAAUCCUAUGAAUAUUUGUAGCAUUCACCGUAGGAAAACUCAUUUUAUCAGUUUGAUUCUUAUUUAUACGGAUGAGAUAUGUAUUGCUGAUAUUUUAUUUUAGAUUGUACUGAUUCAUGCUAAAUGUCUUUCCAAUGAGGGAGUGAUAGAUUGUUUGUAUUGAAGGCAACAUGAAUAGUAUCACAAUUAUAUUAGUUCAGUCAUUAGUUAAUAUUGCUAUGAAUUGGCUUUUGACUGCUUGUUUGAUAAUGCAAAGAAACAGCUCACCUUGAUGGAGCUAACAAGUCCUUUAUUUGCAUUCUGGUUGAUAGCAGGUUCCUCAUGGUUUACCUUUAUGCUUUUCUAUCCAUUUCUCAAAUACCCGGCGCCACAUGACCGCUGAAGUUGUGGCGUCAUGAAGACAUACCCCAAUCAGUCAAUGAAUCGAUCUCAGAUACCCACUCCUUAGGGUGAUCCUCUUUCAAAGUAAUUGCAUUGACAACAAAAACUCUGUCUAGGCACAGUCAUUGUACCCUGCAUAUGAUUCAUCUCGCUAUUACAUACUCUGACUUGUGAACACAUUCCCUCUUCUUCACUCUGCUAUUUUCCAUGUUUUUCUUUCAUAUUCUUGUUCUGACCUUUGAUUUCACUUUGCACAAGUUUUUCAUCAGGUUGUCAUCCUUUUCUUCGACUUGACACUCCUUUACUUAAUUUCAAGCUUCUGAACAUGAGGUUUAUAGUACAUUGCAUAGACUAGAGUUCCUAUCACCUUAAGUUUCUGGAAUGGAGUAGAUAUAUUGUUGAAAGGUUAAAUUAAGAGAUUAAGUGAAAAAUUGUAGUUUGCACAUUCGUUAGUUUGCUCCAGCGCCGAGGUUCAGUUCAUUAGCGAAGAGUAGCCUGCAAGGUAGUGUGUGUGUGUGUAAGCGUUUGUGACCUCCAGCGUUUCAGGAGUGACCUUCAAACUAAAUAAUAAGGCUUGGUAGUGCUACUGAGGACACAAUCAAUUCACAUAAUGGUACAUUCAUCAGUUGCAUUAAUGGAUUCCUCUUUUAGAUGCUUAUUUGUAUUCCUUGUCGAUGAAGCAUAUAAAGGAAUAAAAAAAGCUGAAAUCGGA
Molecule: messenger RNA, 2725 nt
Organism: Eriocheir sinensis (Chinese mitten crab)
Lineage: Eukaryota; Metazoa; Arthropoda; Malacostraca; Decapoda; Varunidae
Product: transcription initiation factor IIB-like
Exons: 7
Coding region: 42-974 (310 amino acids)
Biological process (GO): transcription preinitiation complex assembly; transcription initiation at RNA polymerase II promoter
Cellular component (GO): transcription preinitiation complex; nucleus
Molecular function (GO): TBP-class protein binding; RNA polymerase II general transcription initiation factor activity
Source: RefSeq, a predicted model, not a curated record